UGGUACGUGGCUGCGCUGUCUGUGGCAGCUGUGUGUGGCAGCCGCUCAGAGACAAACACUGUCCUCAGAGUUACCAAAGACGUCCUGAGCAAUGCCAUCUCGGGCACCCUGCAGCAGAGUGAUGCCCUGCACACGGCCCUGAGAGAGGUGCCCAUGGGUGUUGGUGGUGUUCCCUACAACGACUUUCAUAUCCGAGAGCCACCCCCCAAAUAUACCAACGGCAAGCAGCUUGGCGGUAAUUACAAGUAUGGUCACAUCGAGACCAAUGACAACACCGCUCAGUUGGGGGGCAAAUAUCGAUAUGGGGAGAUCAUUGAGUCGGACGGAAGCAUCAGGGACCUCCGAAACGAUGCCGAGAAUGCAUAUGGCGGCCACAGGGGCCAUGGGCGGUAUCGGUCAGCGGAAGGCAACCCAGUCCACAGAAGGCUUCAACGGCGAGAACUGCGGCCUGGAGAAAUUCCACCUGGUGUGGCCACUGGAGCCCUGGGCCCAGGUGGUUUGUUGGGCAAUGGGGGCAUGCUGGCGGCUGACGGCAUCCUGGGAGGCCAAGGCGGCCUGCUUGGCGGGGGAGGUCUCCUUGGUGACGGAGGACUUCUCGGAGGAGGGGGCGUCCUGGGCGUGCUCGGCGAAGGUGGCAUCCUCAGCACCGUACAGGGGAUCACGGGGCUUCGCAUUGUGGAGCUGACCCUCCCUCGGGUGUCUGUGCGGCUCUUGCCCGGAGUGGGUGUCUACCUGAGCUUGUACACCCGCGUGGCCAUCAACGGGAAGAGUUUCAUUGGCUUCCUGGACAUCGCGGUGGAGGUCAACAUCACGGCCAAGGUCCGGCUGACCAUGGACCGCACGGGUUAUCCUCGACUGGUCAUUGAGCGAUGUGACACCCUCUUAGGGGGCAUCAAAGUUAAGCUGCUGAGAGGCCUUCUCCCCAACCUCGUGGAUAACUUAGUGAACAGAGUCUUGGCCAAUGUCCUCCCUGAUCUGCUCUGCCCCAUCGUAGAUGUGGUUCUGGGUCUUGUCAAUGACCAGCUGGGUCUCGUGGACUCCCUGGUUCCCCUGGGGAUAUUGGGAAGUGUCCAGUACACAUUCUCCAGCCUCCCGCUUGUGACUGGGGAAUUCCUGGAGCUGGAUCUCAAUUCUCUGGUUGGGGAGGCUGGAGGAGACCUCAUCGACUACCCACUGGGCCGGCCAGCUGUGUCUCCCAGGAAGAAGAUGCCUGAUUUGCCUCCCAUGGGCGACGGUACCAACUCCCAGCUGGCUAUUUCUGCCAACUUCCUGGGCUCAGUAUUGACGCUCCUUCAGAAGCAAGGGGCACUGGAUACUGACAUCACUGAUGGCAUGUACGAAGAGCUCCCUCCACUCACCACGUCCACACUGGGGGCGCUGAUCCCUAAGGUGUUCCAGCAAUACCCCGAGUCCUGCCCACUCAUCAUCAAGAUCCAGGUGCCAAACCCACCCUCGGUGACACUGCAGAAGGACGAGGCGCUGGUGAAGGUGUUUGCCACGGCUGAGGUCAUGGUCUCCCAGCCCAAUGAUGUGGAGACCACCAUCUGUCUCAUUGAUGUGGACACAGAUCUCUUGGCCAUGUUCUCCGUGGAAGGAGAUAAGCUCAUGAUCGACGCCAAGCUGGACAAGACCAGCCUCAACCUCAGAACCUCAAAUGUGGGCAACUUUGACGUUGGCCUCAUGGAGGUUCUUGUUGGGAAGAUUUUUGACCUGGCGUUUAUGCCCGCCAUGAACGCCAUGCUGGGCAAUGGAGUUCCUCUCCCCAAAAUCCUCAACAUUGACUUCAGCAAUGCAGAUAUUGACGUCUUGGAGGAUCUGCUGGUGCUGAGUGCAUGAGCGGCAGAGGCAGCGGGGCUGCCACAGCCCCGGGAGACACCAGCCCCCGCACUGAAGAGGCUCCGCUUGGACACCAUCCCCAAGCCCUACAUCCCUUCUGCCUUCCACAACAGCUCCCUCCUCCAGCCCUCCAACUCUC
This is a messenger RNA of Echinops telfairi (small Madagascar hedgehog), 1975 nucleotides long. It is a transcript of the gene BPIFB4, whose product is annotated as BPI fold containing family B member 4. Lineage: Eukaryota; Metazoa; Chordata; Mammalia; Afrosoricida; Tenrecidae. Gene Ontology annotation, molecular function: lipid binding. The record is from RefSeq and is a predicted model, not a curated record. The annotation marks the transcript as partial. The transcript is spliced from 16 exons.